Ananas comosus (pineapple) is the source of this 947-nucleotide messenger RNA. Its product is annotated as transcription initiation factor TFIID subunit 13. The record is from RefSeq and is a predicted model, not a curated record. Gene Ontology annotation, molecular function: protein heterodimerization activity. Gene Ontology annotation, biological process: transcription by RNA polymerase II. Bases 145 to 597 code for a protein of 150 amino acids. Lineage: Eukaryota; Viridiplantae; Streptophyta; Magnoliopsida; Poales; Bromeliaceae. The transcript is spliced from 5 exons.
GCCGCCUCCGUCGCCGCCGCCGCCUUUGUUUCAGCUUAUUAAUCCAACAACUACAACAACAACAUCUUCUUCCCCUUCUUCUUCUUCUUCGUCGUCGUCGUCGUCUUCGUCUUGUUGUUGAUUUGUGGGGCGAUUUGUUAGGGAAUGCAUAACAACAGCAGCAGCAGCAACAACAACAACAACAUCAACUCGACCUCGGCGGGGAUCCCCCCCUCCGCCUCCUCCUCGGGGAAGGCGAAGGCCGGGGGUUCGUCGUCGCAGCCCGCCGAGUCCUCCUCCUUCAAGCGCAAGCGCGGAAUCUUCCAGAAGGAUCUGCAACACAUGAUGUAUGGCUUUGGCGACGAUCAGAAUCCACUUCCAGAAACUGUCGCGCUAGUGGAGGACAUUGUUGUGGAGUAUGUCACUGAUCUGGUGCAUAAUGCACAAAAUGUUGCAUCGAAGAGGGGGAAGCUCUUGACUGACGAUUUUCUCUAUCUGAUCCGUAAGGAUUCACGAAAACUCCACCGCUGCACCGAAUUGCUGUCCAUGAACGAGGAGCUUAAGCAGGCGAGGAAAGCUUUCGACGUGAAUGAAGAGACGCUGGUAAAUCCUGAAUGAAAGGAUGACUCGAAAAGUCUCAGAAUUGAAAUUCUGUGAUGGUGGAUUAAAAUCGAAAAUGUAGGGGUGGGGGGACUGUUUGAAAAAUAUUGAUAUUGCUAACAACUGUAAAGGAAGAGAACCUACAUAUUCAAUGAUUUCAAUGUGAACACUCUCCAAAUCAACCCUCUACGGAAAUCUCCAUUUGACCGCGCCUCUUUUCGUGUAUUCAGAAACUUCCUAUAUUUGCAAUUCUGUGAUGGGCUCAGUAUCUCGCGAGGAAACUCUUCCUGUUGAUUAUGAAUGAUGUAUAUUGUUGCUUGCUUGAGUAAAAUUUCUUCAAAUUGAUCCCCAAUUUGACAUGUUUUUUU